GUCGUUUCCUCUGUAGAGGACACGCGCAGCAGGCGGUUUGUACGAAUGUGUGUGUGUGUGAGAGGGAAAAUGCUUUCACUUUCACUCUCCGCCGCCCUUUGACUCCGUGUGGACGUUUGUAGCACACAAAAAAGAGAGUUAAAAAGACAUACACCGAGCUGCAACAGUUACGGCGACACAGGGAAACUCAGGAAGACAUUGAGGAACUCCGCCAUGGCGUUUAAGUAUCCGGCUGCACGGAGAGAUGAGAGUAAGGUCAGUGUUUGAAGUCAGAGUCGAGCUCUCUCUCUCUCUGGUCCUUUUUUUUCCUGUGUCAUUCUGUGGCAGGAACAGAGAGGAAGGGAGGGCCUGUGUUAUGAGAGAGAGAGAGAGAACAAGAAACAAAAACAAAACUUGGAGCUCGUCUUUAACUUACACGAAAUGACGCCGCAGCGGUUCACUUCACUAAGUUCACAUGUUUCAGUACACUGCAGCUGCUGACCGUUGACGUCGUUUUCAAACUCCUGACUUGCACGCGAGGCGAUAGUUCGGUUUUCCUUAUGACCGUUAAAACACUGAGUCACGAUGAACCCACUAAACCCCCUAAUCACCUGAACACAGUGGAGUAAUGAUCAUUUUCCUUAAAUAGUUAUAUAAAUUUAAUACACUAAAAUCUCUGAUAGUUUCAAAUACUAACUUGCAGGUUGUAGUAUGCUGUUUCAAAUCUUGUCCAUAUAGGGGAGAGUGGGGUAAGUUGAGCCAAAGGGUAAGUUGAGCCACCCCUUGUUGCUUGGAAAUGGCAAAAGAAAUUGAUCAUGUGACCUAAUAUUUAGGAGAUGGGCAUCAAUUCUUACUCUUGAGAGUAAAUUUAGUCUGCAGGACUCUCAAGUGUUGAACUAAGCUUGGAGUGAGAUUUUUUUUUGGGGGGGUGAAAAUUUUAAAAAUGAGGACUACAAGACUUAAGUCAUUAUUAUAAAGUCAUAACUAACGAGACCAAAGUCAUUGAUUUAUGAGAAUAAAUUAGUGAAGUUACCUGUUGUGGAUGAGAGUUGUUAAAGAAAGGACUUUGGAGCAUUCUGAUGAAUUGUACUUCAGUCUAGGUUUCACAAACAUGGAGAUAUUUUAUCGUUUGGUACAUAAGCAUAACAUUGGCAUGAUUAUCAGAACUUCAAAAAGAAUAUAUGAGAAAUGCAUCUUUUCCACAGGAAAAAAAAAACUGGUGAACUUUGAGGGAAAUGGCUGGACAGAGGCUAAAUCCUUCAAAACAGCUGUUAAUAGCAAUAGCAUAGGGCUUUAGUUUAUCAUAUGUGUCUAUAUGCCAUAAAGUGUUGAGGCCUCUGCAUAUGUAGGUUACUAACUUACUGUAAUCAUUGGGUCUUUGUCGUCCUUAUGGCACCUGCUUCAUUUCGGCAAGUGUCCGUCUUCAAAAUCUACCUACAGUCUACAGUCUGUCAUAAGUUUUAUUAGACUUGUGUUCAGGCCGAAAAAAGAUAUCAUUUUAAAUUUGUUUCAUCCAUCAAUUGUGGUAUCUAUGAGCUACAACAUGCAUUCAAGUCCACCAUUUUAGCUUAGAGGACUAAUAAAGUCAUGAUAGUAGUUCUGGGGUAACUGAGAAAGUAAAGGAGUCUGAUGAGAGGAUCAGAGUUCCAGUUCAGAUUGUUGACAUGUGUUAUGUUAAGAAUUAUUAUACCAGUUGAAUAGCGUACAAUAGAUAAAAAUACACAUGAAUGUGAAGAAGUGACUCGUUUAGGCAGAGAAGGUGAGGGAGGGCUGGGGUGGAGUGUGGGGGGGUAGUAGGUAGGGGUGGGAGGAAAAAUCAAUUCGCACAAGUAUCUGGAUUUUUUGUGAUUAUAAUUCUUAAAUCGAUUUUUAUGUCCAAAAAUCGAUUUUUUUUUUUCAAAUUUAAGAAUAAGACUUAAAAACUGACCUACACGUGAUGUGUAUUUUUGGGGGAAAUAUGAAUCCUGGAAUAGUCAGUAGACAAUCAUAAUCAUUCAAUCAUUUCACUUGUGUUUAAAAUGCAGACUAAAAAUCGAAUGGCAAUUUUAAAUCGAAUCUGCAUCCAAAAAAUCGUAGAAGAAUUGAAUUGGGAGAAAAGCAUAUCGUCCCAGCCCGAGUAGUAGGGAUACGGCUCUAUGUAAUAAUGUCACCUAAGUUACUUGUAAAGAGUAAAAACAAAACUGCUAAUGCAGAAUGAAAAAAAGUCUGUUGUUGCAAAUAAAGUUUUCAAACCUCAUUUUAGCACCUUAUUUCUUGAAACAAGUUGCCCCCCUGGAUUAGUCAGAUGGAUGUGUCCUUUGUUAAGUUUGAUAAAACAUCUUUUGGUCAGAGAGGAAAAAAAACCUGCUUUGUCUUGAGUCUGUGGUGCAAUAACUUUCAAAUAAAGUCCAAACAAAAGUCUAAAUCUUAAAUCUGCUCAUUUGUAUUCAUAUGUUCCAACCGUAAAUGCAUCAGAAUUAGCCUUCAAACCCACCAUAUGUCAUUUCUGUGUGACUGCAGGAUGUAAACUCCUCUUAAGGUGAUUAUAACCCACAAAUGAGGACACGACCUCUGUCCUGAAACUCCCCUCCUUGAGCACACAGCAGAAUUCUGCAGUGUUUGCAGCCAACACACCAUAAACCAGUUAUCUGCCGUAACGAAAGGGUUUUAGUGGUAAUGGCUCGCGCAUCAGCUGGAGACGUGCUGCAAACUUAUGCAACACAACAAAGGGGAAAUGUGUCAAAAGUGGGAAUGAAUCUGAUUGAGGAAAGAUAGACUGAAAAAGAGGAACACAGGAGACAUAGAUCUUCAUAAACAUCUACCCAAAGACACUUAUGACACAAGUCAGAGAUUAGAUAACAAUUGAGGCAAAUGAGGAACUCCUUCAUUUCAUUAAAUUAUAAAAAAAAAUAUAAAAAUAUAUAUAUAUAUAUAUAUUUUUUUUGUAAAUUUACAGACGAAAAUCCAAAACUAAACAGACCAGUACAGAUCACAUCCGUAUGCUAAAAUAGCAAUGCGUUCAAUAAAGGUCAUUUCGACUAACAUCCCUUUUCUAAUAUCACAGCGAGGUGUUAAAAAAUUACACUGACAGCUGAGUUUACUUCUCUUCCAGGUACACUUCACUUUAGAAAAGAUCAGAAAUGAAUGAUCCGGCCACUGACCCAGAAAGAUUAGACUUCCCUGUUACAGAAAUUUAUGAGCAUUGAGAGUCGUUUCCAGAAUAUACAGUACCAGAUUGUACAGGAAAAUAAUGCUUGUAACUUAUACUUGUGAUCAGUGCAGUGAGUCAGCCAUGCUAGGUUUUAUCAGGUAUCAGUAUUACAUGUGAGAUUUGCAAGAACAACCAUGCACUACUGUUUUAUAAAAAAUGUAAAAUGCUACUGCAGCAUCGGUUAUCGGUUUGUGUUUUACUUUUGUUAACGUCAGUUCAUUUGGUUGUUUCUGCCAGUCUCAGAUGUGUUGCACAACAGACUUGGUUGCCACUUUCACUUUGCUAUUAAGCGGUAACAAGCUUUGGUGAAAUUCUCAGGAAUAUUUUGGCGUGCUUCUUAAGAAAUGAGCACAGCUUUUUCAUAACACGGCGAACUUAAGCGGCAACAACGAGCCAAAAAAAUCUAAAUGAAGCGUUCGGCCAAGGCACCUGGACUUUUGCAGAAAUUCCUCACAAUAAAACUGAUGGACAGGACUGUAAUGUUUGUUGAUGUUCCUGUUUAACUUGUCUUUUUUUUUUUUGGCAACAGGUGAAUGACUACCAUGGAAAUAAGAUCUGCGAUGCCUAUGCAUGGCUUGAGGACCCAGAUAGUGCAGAAACAAUGGUGUGUUGGAUCAUUUGCAAAAGGGGGAAGCAUGUUUUUACUCGUUACUCUUGACAUUUCAACCUUUCUGUCGUUAUCUCAGGCUUUUGUGGAGGGGCAGAACAAACUGACUAUGCCGUACCUAGAGCAGUGCAAGGUGCGGCCCCAGUUCCACCAGCGUCUCACGGAGCUGUAUGACUACCCCAAAUACAGCUGCCCCUUUAAGAGAGGAAAGAGGUACUUGUUGGAGUUUAUAGGACUGGAAAAUAGACACUGAUAAGUCUAGAAAGCUGCAUGAUCUCAACUGUCAUGAAACAAGUAAUCACAGCUGACUGAAAUACAUCCUGGCAUACACAAUCUUAUGUAACAGUAAGGGAGCUGAACUAGUUUGACUCAAGAAUCGGUUGUUAAAUUUGAAUCAAGUUGCGAUGAGCUUGUGAAAAACUCACACUCUUACACAUCAGACUUACUGGCUUGAAUUUCAGAUCUGGUAACAUGAUUAAAAAGCUUGUUUCACUCUGUUUUUUUUUUGUUGUUUUUUUUUAGGUACUUCUUCUUUCACAAUAAAGGUCUGCAGAACCAGGAUGUGCUGUAUGUGCAGGAUACUCUGGACAGCCCUGCCUCUGUAUUCUUCGACCCAAAUACACUCUCUGAGGAUGGCACUGUGGCCCUGAAGAGUGAGCUCAUAUACUGUGUAGUUUUAUGUGUACAAACUUUUAUCAAUUCAUAAAAGGGGGGAAAAAAAGCAGAGGACUGACUUUCUCUAUUUCUCCUUCCAGUGGGCCGUCUGUCUGAGGAGUGCGAGUACUUUGCGUAUGGCUUGAGCAGCAGUGGCUCAGACUGGGUGACGAUCCAUUUCAUGAAUGUUGAGGACCUCAAACCUCUGCCUGAUGUGCUGGAGAGGGUCAAAUUCAGCUGUCUGGCCUGGACUCACGAUGCCAAGGGUGUAUUCUACAACAGCUUCCCACGGCAGGAGGGCAAGGCUGAUGGUUAGGAUAGAUCACUGUGCAAAUCUGUAAAAAAAAGAAAACAUACGACAAAUGCACUCAAGAUUUCACCUCUGUGUUUCACUGCAGGCACGGAGACCACCACCAAUGUCAACCAGAAGCUCUUCUACCAUGUCAUGGGUACCAAACAGUCCGAGGACAUUCUGGUGGCAGAGUUCCCUGAUAAUCCUAAAUGGCAAAGUUCAGUCUCUGUAAGUAUUAAGUGAUCUCCAACAAAUGACUCAGAAUGAAAUCCUCACUUUGCAAUUAAGAUCAUAUGAGUUCUAGUUUCUAACUUAUCCCCAAUAAGAGGCACAAACGAGGGAUACACCGAUCCGCUUUUUUCACCUCCAAUACUGAUACAGAUAUCUACAGUUUAGUAUCGGCUGACACGAUCCAAUCGUGUACAGAAAAGCUGCACUGAAUUACCUUUAGUUGUAACUUGAAGUUUUACCACCACCACUCGUAGCAUUUACUGUGCAGGCAUUGCAAGUGGCUGUCCAGCUUGUAGGCUGAGGUAGUGUCAUAAAGUUCAAGAUAGGAGACCCGCUCUAACCGAGACCCUGCUCGCUCCAUUUUGAAAACAAUGUGGGCGUCCUCUCAGCAUGUUUACUUGAGGAUGCCGCUCUCCUAGAAUAGACAGAAUAGAUCGGCCCCUAUGCAUCGGGCCCAUUGUCACAUUACCCGAUCUAGAAUUUUCUUCAGUAUCAGGAUAUCAGUUACCGAUAUCAAAUAUCGGAUCAGUGCAUCCCUAGCACAAACAUAGUUUUCUGAAUGGUGUGAUGAGUCGGCUGAUCUUGUUGCUCUUCACAUUUGUGCUGAACUUGUUAAUAACUUUUAGGACAGAUGUGAUUUUUGAAAAAAUUUAUAUGUGCACGACUUGGCUCUGAAAGCCAUUUUUUGUGCAUGAACAAUAAAAUGAAGAUCUGUUUGGGAUAAAAAAAAUGUUCUUGCUGAGACAAAUGACCUUAGCUUAUUAAAAAGAGGCUGAAAUCUCCUCCCUAGGAUCUACAUUUAGGUUGUUUAAGGGUUCCUAUGCAAGUAUGGAAAGUAUGGAAGUAAUUUGAUCAAUUCCCAGGCCUUAAAAAGUAUGGAAAAAUAUCUAUGUUAACAGACUAUAUUACGACAGUUCUAAAAUACUGUUUUCUAAAAAAAAAAAAAGUAGGUAUUUCCAAAAAUAAUUCUAAAAAGUAGGUUAUGGAAAAGUAUGGAAAUUCCAACUGUGUAGGAGCGCUGUUGUUUACCUGAGAAAGAGCUCUGUUCUGACAUGGUAAGAUGGAUCAUAGACAGCAUGAGCACCUUAAUGGACAUGUUGUGUUCGGGUUAUAUCUUUUACUGGACUUGGACCAUGUGGACCCCCUCUGUUGUUGCAGAAGACAAAGCUUGAGAAAAUGAUGAUAAUAAGAGUCACUUCUUCCAGAUCUCAGAUGAUGGCCGAUAUGCUGUUUUGACCAUACAUGAAGGCUGCAAGCCCGUCAACCGGCUGUGGUACUGUGACCUUCAGCAACUCCCAAACGGCAUCACAGGUCUGUAUGUUUGUGGAAAACACCUAGAGUAAACAAAGUGUCUGUAGACAGCAUAAGAUUAUACUAUAUUUGUAUGAUGAAGAGGGCUCAAAAUAACACGUUAACUUUUAACUAAUCACAAAAAAGCGAACAUCAAAAAUAUCCUGACAGAUGAAUCACACUCUGUUGUCCUACACAACACUAAUUAUAGGGAAGCUUCAGAGAUAUGACGAAAUAUUUGCUUUCUGCAAAAUUAAUCAUAUCUGUCUCUCUUUCCCAUGCCUUUCACAAGACUAGCAUACAGUGACACUUGAACCCUAUUAACAUUAACUCUUUUGCUAUGACGAAUAAGCUCAACCUUUACAAAUCAGUUACAUAUCAUGUCUGAUGUGAUCAUUGAAAUUCAGAAUAGCUGAUAAUUUAGUUUCUCUCCAUUCACCAUCCAAACAACUGAACAGCAAACCUCCAUUUGAGGACUUGCUUACAAGAUGAAGAUUGUACUCAGUGAAGCCGCGCAGGGAUUGAUUGUUAUUAUUUGUUUGGAUCUCUUUUUCAAUGUCGUUUCCAGCUGUGAGAUGUGUUUAUUAGAGUUGCCCCUUCUCAGAGCUGCAGUAGCUCACGUACAACACUCGUGGUUCCUCUUUUGCUGGGGGAGCACCUGCUCUGCUGGCGCAGACGUUGAAGAAAUCCCUGUUAUUGGCUUUCUAAGAACACAGAUUGUUGGCAGGUCAGGCAGUUUAAAGCCAAGAGAAAGUAUCAGUAAUCUUGAACUUUUCUCAGAACUUUGACAGAGUUUCUAAAGUGUGAAAUCACCUUGUAUGUCCUUUUUUGUAUCUGGUCUGGAUGUUGUCAGUGCGUGCUGUGUAUGAGUAACCUCUUUGACAAUCAUUGGAAUGACACAAGUCAUCUUUAAUUAUUGAAAUUUCUGUCUAUUUCUACAUUUUCUCCUCCAGGUUUGCUGCCUUGGGUCAAACUCGUGGACAACUUUGACGCCCAGUACUCGUACAUCACCAACGAGGGGACUGUAUUCACUUUCCGUUCCAACUUAGAUGCCCCUCGCUACUGCCUGAUCAACAUUGACAUCCAGAAACCAGACAAGCAGCACUGGACUGUCCUCCUACCGCAGCAUGACAAGGACGUCUUGGGUGAGAGUUUUUGGAAAUUUCAGCUGAGAGUACAAUAGGUCAAGUCAGCCCUCAUGCCUGGUAUCGGUUCUCUUCAAGAGGACAGUAAAAAAUCUUACAGUUUACUCAUCCUUGUCACGACAGCUGUGUGCUUGUGUUUGAGCGUGUGAAAACUCCACCAGACUAGGAAUACGUAAAGGGCUCGUAUACGUAGAGAGUGACUUCCACAAUCAGCCCUCAAACUGUUGUGACAUACUUUUUCACUGGGUGUCUGUCCCAACGUUUCGGUGACAGUCUGACCACAAACUCAGGGAAGUUGAAGAGUCUGUGGUUGAAUACCUUCGUCAGUGGGAACUCAGCAGAAAAAGUGAAACUUGGUCCAUAAGCACUUUGACUCAACCUUUUUUUUUUUUAAGAGUCAUCUCAGUUAUGGUAACCGUGCCUCGAAAUCACUGACUCAAAGAGCAGUGAAUUUCCAUGUUUCUGCUGGGUUAAACCCGUGCUAAUUCUCAUGCAGAUCAGUGUGUGUAUGAACAUAAAUGUUAUAUAGGUCACUUUUUAGAAGUUCAUGAGUAGUUCAAGCUCCCGUGAGAACAUUUUGAUGGAACAGACUGAUGUGUCCUUAUGAUGUGUAAAAGUAAAUAAGAUGACUGGUGACAAAACUGACAACAUCUAAAAGAAACCGUUUUAAGAUAAGAUUAGAUAAGAACUUGAUUUAUCCCCGAAAAAGGAAAUUCAGUAAUUUUAGUGCUACAAAGAGCUAAAAGGCUGAAAAAAUCCCACCUUAGUUACUUUUCCUACAUCAAAUUUUCACGCUGAGAUCAUAACUUAAGUUUCACAAGAAUGAGACAAAAUCAGCAACAACACUAGGGUUACCGCUUUGUCCACAGGGGGUGCCCUAACAGGGGCUUUAAUGUUAGUUAGGUAAUUAUGUCAUAUGAAGAAAACUGUGAGGAUGCCCAGCCCAGGUUCACUCUUGAAAGAAUGGUAGGUCAACACGAAUGGUCAGUUUGACAAGCUUUACUGGUUGCAGAUCUUGAUUACAGCUUCAUCAUGCCACAAGUGUAACAAAGACUGGUCUGAGAAUUUUCAAGUAUAUACAGUCUUCUGCACCUCCAAGCAUUCUGCUGGCAUUUAGUUGACCUGAAGAAGAGUCCAUGUAGGGUCAGAACAAAGGACAACAUAUUUUAAGGAGCCGUAGUUGAACAUAUGGAGAGCCCAUGUAGGGGAACACCAUAGCAGAACAUAUUUUGGGAACCUGAGUGAUGUCAAAAAUGUGUACAAGGUUUUUUGUGGAGGAUGGUUAUAGGAGGUCCUUGGCUCUAACACCAACGUAUCCAUGGUGUCUGAGUUACGUGGCUCCACCGCCCUAAAGUCUGAUGGGAUUGGCUAAAGAAAAUUCUCCGAACAAAAACGUUAAAAGAAUCAGUAACCCUCACUUGGAAGUCCUGCUCGCCCGGUUGAGAUUCUGAUAUACCGCCAUUUACUUUACUCAUGCGCAAGUUGAAAUGCUUUCUGCUGUUGAUUUAUUAGGACAUUGCUUAUCAUGGUGAGAAGGUCGUCCCUGGUGGUGCUUUUGCUGUUAGGAUUUUAUCAGCAGUGUUUUGACCACUCAGUAUCAAGGCAUCUUGAUAAAGUAGUUAUAAAAAGUAAACGUUCAUGUGUUCCUCAGGAAGGCCUUUGGAGAAUCCACAGCUAUUUUCUAACAUGUUGAUUGUUUGGUUUCUGGUGAAGUUUUUAAAAGAAUAAUUUUAAGCCUCGAAUGAGUUUCCCACUUCUGUUGUUUUAUCUGUUUACUUUCCUCAUUUGUUCUUAGCAGACUAGCAGUGCUAAUGUUGCCACUGCAUCAACUCUGCACUGUGUUCCAGCUAGGAGUUAGAGUAACAGCUGUUUUUUUCAUACUAUGUUAAGUAAAGUUGUGUUUUAUCUCAUAAUGCAGCAUUUCUUUAUAGGAGGUGAACUGUUGUUUUCUUUUCUCCUCUGAUAGAGUUGUCUUCUCUUCAGCUCAUUUUUAAGCCCUAAAAAAGGUCCAGCAUCUGUUUAUUUGCAUGUCUACUUUCAGAUUUAGACACCGUGUUCAUCAGGCCGUUGACUGUUGUUGAUCUCAAGUAUAAAGUCACUGAUCUGACACUGGAAUGAAAAUGACCACAUAUGGUGUUGUGGUUACAGACUCAUGUAAAUUGUCACAGAGGGUAGAAAGCCUUUGUGUCACCUCAGCAGUGUGGCCAGCAUCGUCCUGUGCAGCACUUGUAGUAUAUCAGAUCGCCCCCUGCUGGUUAAAGUUUAGAUUUCAUCAUUUUUCAUCGAUAGAUUUAUUGCAUAAUUUUUUAAUUGACUCUUUCAAAUUGUUGCUCUACAUAAGGAAUGCACCUAAAUAUAAGCAGUCAUUGUUUUUAGGUUUGAUACUUAUUGAUUUGUAUUUUUUUAUUUUUCCCUGACUCAUUAUUGCUAAAAUAAAGCCCACAAAUAAUGUUCUCAGGAGCAAAAAGUGUUAAAAAUUAAAACUUCUCUUCAUUCUUCACUUUUUAACACUUAAUCACAUCCUUUCACCCUACAGGCUUGGUCUCCUGUUUGAACCAGCACCACCUGCUGGUCAACUACAUCCAUGACGUGAAGGACAUCCUGCAGGUGUACGAGUUGUCCACGGGUCAGCUGGUCAGAGAUCUGCCUCUGAACGUCGGUACCAUAGCUGGAGUGAGCUGCAAGAAGAAACACUCUGAGUUCUUCUACAAGUUCACCUCCUUCACCACACCAGGUAUAAGAGUAACACUCUUUUCUCUAAAGUUUUACAAGUUUUCAAUUUUAAUUAUCAAGAAUAAAAUCAAAAAAGUUUCACUUUCACUUCACCUUAUCAACGCUAGUAAAUGGAGCAGAAAUCUAACAUCAGCAACACAUUAUCAGCUCUUUUACAGCAUCAGGGGGAAAGUUUGUCUUAUCUUUCACCGUUGCCCUUUUUCCUGAGGUCAUAAAGUGCAACAUGUGGGUGGUAGACCAAGAGAUGCAAAUAAUCAGCACUAAGAAAUGAGAGCGAUUCUAAGAUAUGAGAUUUAAAGCUUAGGAAAGAGUCUAACUCUUGAAUAUUAACGAUCACAAACUGCGUUUAGUUACACGUGGUUACUUCUAAUCUUUUUUCCCAGGUAUCAUUUAUCACUGCGAUUUGAGCGACGCCAACCCGGAGCCCAAAAUCUUCAGAGAGGUGGAGGUCAAAGGCAUCAAGCAAGACGACUAUCAGACCAGCCAGGUGAUGUUCUUGCCAGUCUUAUUAGAUUCUGUAGAGCUCAUGUCGGUAUUAUUUUCACUUCCUCUUAACAUUCAAGUUCAGACUUGUUCCCGUUUGUAAUCACAAUUACUUGUUUGGCUUUCCAUGGAUAUUUUGGAGCCUUGGUGAAUAAGUCGUGUUAGAAAAACGAACUCCAAAGCUGUUGUAUUGAUGUUGCGUUUGUCGUCUUGUGCAUGUACAGGUGUUUUAUCCUAGUAAAGAUGGCACCAAGAUCCCCAUGUUCCUGGUUCAUGCAAAGGGCCUGCAGAAGGAUGGAAGUCACCCUGUUUUCCUGUACGGCUACGGAGGCUUUGAGAAUGCCAUACAACCUUACUACAAGUGAGUGUGACUGCUCUGCCUCGAGUCUCUCCAACCAGGGGCACCACUAUCCUGUUAUCUAUCUGCUAGAUAGACAGGUCAGCUGAGUAACUGAUGACAAACGUUGACAUGAGAGUGAGCUGAUUGCUGGUUGUUGCCAUGGUUGCUGACAUGCAAGCAGAUACUUUUAAUCAGGGAGGAAAAUAUGAGGAUCUACUUUGUGUCCUGUGAUUGACUUGUCUUUGAAUGUUUGUUUGCCUCCCCUAAUAGUCAUUUAAAUCCCCUUAAAGUCUACCAGUAGAAUGAAUAUAUGAAUGAAAAAAUCAAAAUAAGACCUGAAUUUGUGUUUCAAGUUUGUGCCAACAUGGCUUUACUUUCUUUGUGUGUCUUGUCUGUGCUCAGUGUUGCUUACCUUCUGUAUGUGAGACACCUGGGAGGCAUCCUGGCGGUGGCCAACAUCAGAGGGGGCGGGGAGUACGGCCUCACAUGGCACAAAGGUACACACACCCGAGGAACGAACUGGAAAAACUCUAAACAGAUUGCAAAUGAGCCCAACCCAGUCUUCUUCAAACUUCUUCUGCUGUGUUGUGUCUUGGUAGGCGGCAUUUUGGGGAACAAGCAGAACUGCUUCGAUGACUUUCAGUGCGCAGCUGAGUAUCUGAUCCAGGAGAAAUACACCACAGCCAGCCGUAUCGCCAUAAACGGAGCCUCUAAUGGAGGGCUGCUCGUGGGUGAGUAUGGGAGCAAGUGUGCGUUUUGAUUUUACAGAAAAUUAACUCUGAAAGUCCGAGAUGGAGAAGAAGAGAAGGUGAAAAGGUUUAAAGGAUAAUUCCCGGAAACAUAUGAAGCAACAGUCCAUUACGUGCUGCACAAAGGAGUAGAAGUUUUUUACUCCAUUUAGUUCCCAUUGAUACUGUAAUACUAACAGUCCAUAUGCAGUAUGUCUUAAAGUUUCUUAAAGCCCCUCAGAGCUCACACAGAUUGCCUCUCCCUCUCUCAGCCCCCUUGAUCACGCUGCUUUGUAUUCUUCGCCGUACAUCUCAGGCGUAAUUACAAAUGUCAAAUUCAUCUAACAGUAGUUAGCUGCUUAGCUUCAAUUAAUUAAUCUACUAAACAGCACAUUAAACCCUGCUCAGUCACAUCAUUUACCAAACACUGGCUGCCAUAUGGUCCUGCACAAACUCGGCGUACGCCUCCAUCUCUGAUGUGUGAGCGGCCCUGGAGGAGUGGUUAUGUCCUGAAAUGUUGUGUGAGAUUACGAAUAUGUGUGCGUAACUUUUAACAUAAAUUUUGCAGCUGCGUGUGUGAACCAGCGUCCUGACCUGUUCGGCUGUGCGGUGGCAGAGGUCGGGGUCAUGGAUAUGCUCAAGUUCCACAAGUUCACCAUCGGGCAUGCCUGGACCACUGACUACGGCUGUUCUGAUGACCCCGAGCAGUUCAAGUGGCUCAUCAAGUAUGAAAAACACGAACACAAUCAAGUCCUUUUGUUCGGGAUCACGUUAUAGUUCACGUUUGUCUUGUUUAACUCAUCAGGUCUGAUGGUGAUAUUUAAAUGAGAAGCUCAACAUCUGAAUCACCACAAAGUUCACCUUCAAACCCUGGACUCUUAUUUCUCUGAUCAGAAACCGUCUUCAUGUCUUCUUCAGGUAUUCUCCUCUACAUAACCUCCCUCAGCCUCCAUACUCCGGCGCCCCCUACCCGGCCGUUCUGCUCCUGACUGCGGAUCACGACGACCGGGUGGUUCCCCUCCACACCCUUAAGUUCUGCGCAGCCCUGCAGCACGGCGUGGGCAGUAGCCCCGCACAGCGCCAGCCUCUGAUGGUCAGAGUGGACACCCGCAGUGGACACGGGGCCGGGAAACCCACCGCCAAGGCCAUCCUGGAGGAUACACACAUCUUCUCCUUCAUUGCUGAGACGCUCGGGCUCAGCUGGAAGGUUUGAGCGGAAACGGUAGUAAAGGGAGGUAAAAGAUUCACACAGUGAGGGGAAGUUACUCCACAGGGAUUUUGAGUGAUGGAUUUUUCUGGUUUUUAGGGGAGCACUCUUGAAUGUUCUUAUGCAGCUAAAGAUCAAGAUCAGAUAAGAUUCAAAGAGAAUUACGCUGGUGAAGGGUGUAAAAAAUCAACAACUUCAAUUUCAAAUGUGGUAUUAUAUCUGAAUAUAAUACCACAAAAAAAAAUCAUAAACCUGUUUAAAUGUUUACAUGGGGUCUGGAAUACAUUUUUAACUUUGGCUUAAGUUUUUAAAUAAAGUCUAUCUGCACUUUA
Xyrichtys novacula (pearly razorfish) is the source of this 13211-nucleotide messenger RNA. The record is from the annotation of a GenBank genome assembly. Lineage: Eukaryota; Metazoa; Chordata; Actinopteri; Labriformes; Labridae.